This is a messenger RNA of Nicotiana tabacum (common tobacco), 1152 nucleotides long. The record is from RefSeq and is a predicted model, not a curated record. Lineage: Eukaryota; Viridiplantae; Streptophyta; Magnoliopsida; Solanales; Solanaceae.
AUGGCUUCCAGCUUUAGAAGUGGUAAUAAUUUGAGAAAUUCUCCUUCUUCGAAGAAACAGAAAGUGACAGUCAGUAGAGUUGAAGACGCCCUAGACCGUAUCUAUCACUUGCCUGACUCACUCCUAAUUCAAAUUCUCUCUCUUCUUCCAACAAAGGAUGCAUUCAGAACAUGUAUUCUCUCUAAAAUUAGGUGGCAGUAUCUCUGGACUUCUGUUUAUAACUUCAAUUUUACUUGUAAUAGUUUCAUGGAAGUAGAAAGCUUCGGAUCCUUUAUUGACUAUGUAUUAGCUCAUUCUUCGGAUCUCUUAGUUUUGCUGUUGAGAGAAAAGUGGAAAAUGGUGUAUUCUGGUCAUAUGGUAAUGACGACUACAAAUUACCUGAAUCUCUCUGCAAAUGCUAUCGAAUUUUGUAAUGUUGAGCCUUUUCGUCGCUUGGAAAUUAAUUCAUUAAAAUUAAAGAGACUGAAGCUGAAAGAUUAUUGGUGCUGUCGUGAUGGAAGAGAUCAUUCCUUAGAAAUUUGUGCCCCGUAUCUUCAGCAUUUGGAAAUUUCAGGAGAGCUUUAUGAUCUCAAAUGCUGGCUUGUCGAUGUGUCCUCUGUGGUUAAUGCGAAGCUUACUUUCAACAUUAGGUGUAUCAAAGACAUUGAGGAUGAUAAUGGUGAAGAAUUGAAUGACGAGGAAGACCGUUGUCGUGACUAUCAUCAAGUAUUUAGGACCCUCGUGCAAGAUUAUCUUCAAAAGUUGAGUUGUGCAACUGAGCUAACAAUUGGAACUUGGUUCACGAAGAAUGUAAACCUUACACAAUUGAGAACCUUUUGCACAAAAUUCACCAACAGAACUGGACAGAUUAUAGAAACUGGUGGAUAUUUAUGCCUUUUGGCAAUCCUUUUGUCAACUUUUCCAAGUCAGGUCCUAUGCAUGUUGCAGUUCAAAGGGGUGCUGAUUCCAGAAUUGAAGUGCAAAUAUCUAACGCUAGAGUUGCAUAUGGGAAAGUUUAAUUUGUACGGAGCAGCUACCCUUUUGCGAGCCUCGCCUUAUGUGGAGGCACUCAACAUAGACAUGGAUAACACAGAUGCUGACCUGCAUUUGAUCCUGAUUAUAUUCUCUGUCUCCCGUUUGAGUUUGAUGGUUCCUGGUGCCACUUUGAGUUAA